This is a messenger RNA of Lactuca saligna, 531 nucleotides long. NCBI's taxonomy places the organism in Eukaryota, Viridiplantae, Streptophyta, Magnoliopsida, Asterales, Asteraceae. The record is from the annotation of a GenBank genome assembly.
AUGUCGGCUAAAGAUCCUUGGGCUAAAGAAAUAAAAAUUAAAGCGAUCACAGCCAAAGGUGUUACUUCUACAAAUCUUCGAAUGGAGUAUCCUUGGAACCCUAAGAGGUGUGACCAUUGCAAAAUUUUUGGGCAUGACCUUACCACAUGCCCCAUUCACACGACUAGUACUCCAUCUCCAAAGUCGACAUUGCCCACCCUAAAAGAGAUUGAUAAUCAAGGAUUCCAAACAGUCAAGAGGAGAACUAGAUCAGUUCCAAUUCCAAAAAAGAAGACCCCCAUUGACAACCGUAAAGGAAAAGGCCCGGCUUUACAGAUUUCUCAAGUAUAUAAACCAGUUAACCGUGCAAAGCCAAAGGAAAAAGUCUCCACUAACAUGUUUGAUGCUUUAUCUCACCAAAGAGUGGUUGAUACUGAAGAUGAUUCGUGUGCCCCUCCUGUUAUGCAUUCGAAAGAUACCCACCCAGCAUCAUACGCACUUCUGAGCUCUUCUCAUGGUGGUUGUAUCCCCUCCCCAAUUGAUCAGGGAUGA